Messenger RNA from Colossoma macropomum (tambaqui), 13559 nucleotides. Its product is annotated as BAH and coiled-coil domain-containing protein 1. The transcript is spliced from 29 exons. Lineage: Eukaryota; Metazoa; Chordata; Actinopteri; Characiformes; Serrasalmidae. The record is from RefSeq and is a predicted model, not a curated record. The coding region runs from base 900 to 9392 and encodes 2830 amino acids. Gene Ontology annotation, molecular function: chromatin binding.
AAUCCUUCAUUAGUCCUAAUAAUGAAAAUGCACUUGCUAUGGAGGCACUGCUUCUGAGCAAUAACAAAUGUCAUGACUAUUUCCUCCAUUCCUUUAAUCGCCGUUCCCUUUAAACACAUUUUCAGCAUUACUCAGUGUUUCAGGUAAGAGACUGUAAAAAAAGAAGUCUUUUCCAUUUCCAAAGCGAGAUGACGCCCAAAAUGUCUCGUUGCAUAUCAUUUUCUCCUGAGUUAUUGUAGAUUUAUGACACACAAAUUCAACGUAGUUUGUGGAAUGUCGGUUGCUGUUUGAUAAAUGUUUGGGCAGAGAAGGCCUUUCAUCCGGAUCUCUGAGUGCUGCAGGUUUAUCUUGAUUUUCCCGCUGUGUGGAGCGUCUUUCUCUCCGCUCAGUCUCCAUUGGCCGGCGACGUGGACCAAUCGGAGCCUCGAGUGUGGCUUAGCGAGUUGCACGAGCUCAUUACCAUGAGCGGAUCUGACCAAUGGGAGGCUGUGUUUACUCUCCCUGGGUUGCGAGGCACUAGCUGCGCUGGGAAAGAGGAUCACGGCUCGGAGACUCGAGCCUCGACUGAGCGGCCUGAACCGGCGCUUUAGCUCACACAGCCACAAGUGCAGCACUCACAGGAGCAGCUCUCUGGGAUCUAACCUCUCCAGCAGCUCCGCGCUCAAAAUGUGCGGCAUUCUUCACCUGCAUUCACUCUUUCCCUUCUAAUCAUAUUUAUUUAUUGUUAUGCAAGGAUUUUACAUACCAAAAAGAUGAUUGGGGGCGACACCGUAAACCGGAGAGGCGAGACUUUCUCUAAAAGCGACACCGCGAGCGACCGACAAGGAUUAUAAUCUAUGGGUUUGUGUUGAUCAGCUCCGCGCAGCCGCUGGAUCUCGGAUUGAUUGUGCUCGAGCAGUAUGGAGGGGAGGGAGUUCGCUGCUCCGGCUCACCUCCUGUCAGAGCGGGGCGCUCUGGUGCACCGCGCCGCCUCGCGGAUCUCCUCCACCGGCCACGGCUCCGUGCAGCACGCCGGCCCUUUCCCACCCGGAAAAUAUUACCCAUCCCACCUCCCGAUGGCAGCGCACUCAGGCAGCGGACUGAUGGGCAACUCUUCGGCUUCCUUCAUGGGGACUUUUCUGGCCAGCAGUCUGGGCUCUCCUCCCUCACACCCACCUCACCCCUCGAGACCACCAUCCUCUCCUUCUUCUCCUCCCUACCGUGGGGGGCCACACUCCAGCGCCUCCCAAAUCUGGUUCCCACAUUCGCAUGAAGCAGCCCCAGGGUACCCUCGCUUCUCAGGGAGUCUAGCCCACACAUUCCUUCCCAUAAGCCAUUUGGAUCACCAUGCCAACAGUGGCGUCCUCUAUGGGCAGCACCGUUUCUAUGACACCCAAAAAGAGAACUUCUAUCUACGAAGCCUUCCAUCCCAACCCCCGCUCAUCUCAGCAAAUCACGGCAUCCCACCCAUGUCAAGGACAGGGCCAGGGCACCCCCAGGGCUCCUGCAGUAGGGACACAGGAAGUGGGAUGAACUUGCACAAAGGCCUUAAGGAAGCCAGUAUAGACAGAGGAGCGGUCUCAGGCACAAAGGACAAAGAUAGGCCCAGUAGCAAACAGGAGUCAAAAGACCGCCAUCCCCACAAUCACCAUCCACAGCCCCAGCACCAUCACCCCCACCAGCCUCAGCACCACUCUCAGCACCCUAUCACCAUGGAAGAUGUAAAUGGCCGGGCCUUGGAGAGACACAAGGCUUCCGUGCUAAUGGAGUACAAGGACCACACGCAGAGUAUGAAUAAGCCUCUCAGUGCCUGCCUGCUCAACGGGAAGAUUCAGAAUGGAGAUUCUGGGGCUGGAACAGGGGUUGGGGCUGGGGCUGGGUCCAAGGGAUCCAUGGUCAACUGUGGAGCAGAGGGAAUGGGCAGGGGUGCGGGGGGUACAGCAAAUGCGCAAGCCAGGCAUAUGGGCAACACCAAUACUGGGCGCUGCACUAAAGAAGCAGCUAGUGGGGAGAUGAGAAUCAGUGAACAGCCUCAUUCAGAUUGUCUGGAAAGGGGCCAGACACUGCACCAGUCUUUGUCCUACUCUGUGCCUCCUCCUUUGCCCAUGGGUUCAGCAACUGGUGGGGGGCAUCCAACGAGCUUCCACUGUUUACAACUCCACCCAAGCCAUCCACAUCAUCCACAUCACACACAUCACCCGCACCACAGCCACCACUCACACCAUCACCCAGACUUCUUCUGCCCCCCUCCUGCCCCCAUAGCCAAUUCCUCCCUACAUGAAAAAGGCAUUGGCAGUAGUGGAUCACGAGAACCUAAAGUGACUGGACCCACAUUUGUGCCAUCAGUGGGCCACCUGGGAGAGAAAGUUGGAGGCCCCUUCCAGCUCGGAAACCCUGAGUGUCAGGGGGUGGGAGGUGGGGGAAAUGGUUCCAAGGACAAGUCCAUGGAGAAGGCAGGUGGGGGUGGGGGGCAUCCUGGAAGCUGGCACAGGAAACAGCAGGAGCAGCAACAGCAGCAGCAGCAGCAACCACCACCCCAGAAGCAGCAUCCCUAUAGAAAAGCAGAGAAAGCCCCUGACUGGAUGCACAACAAUCAUCAUCACCUACAGCAGCAGCAGGGCCAUGCCCAGCAGCAUCAGGCUGUGCGUUCCCGUAGUGCGGACUGCAUCAACAGCAUGGACCCUGAUGUCUACAGGCCUGCUCUGGCCCAGGAGCCCAAAACUAGCCAUCAAUUAAGCCACCCCAGUAAUGUUAACCCUCAACCCUAUAGAGACUGUUCGCACACUGGACCUCCCCCCAACUCCUCACCCCUUGCUGGAAAGACCAUGGCCCAGCAAGGGCCUGGUGGUGGAGGUGGAAGCUGCUCAAUGCAGCGAGAUGGCCAGAAGGUGGCCCGCAUCCGCCACCAGCAGCAUGGCAGGGCAGGUUCGGAUGCUUCCUCAGCAGAACUGAACCAGACUAGUGGUACUCAAGAGAUGAAGCGUAAGAUGGAAAUGUCUCCAUAUGGCUACAGCAACAGUGGGCAGCACCAUUCACAUCAGCAACCAGGUGUACCACCUUGGGCCAUGCACCCCCACCGUAUCCACCCGGAGGAAGAUCAGCGCAAGGCUUACAUGGAGUCUGUCAGUGGAGUUGCCAAUGGCAGGCAGCAGCCUCAGCAGCAUCAGUUGGCAGGAAUGGGUCCCCCACCUCCUCUCCCAGCCCUCCCUGCUCCUGCACAGACACAGCAGGAGGCUUUGGACUCACAAGGAGAGGGCAGCGCCAUGAAGAACCUUCUCAAAUACAGCAACCAGCAGCAGCCUCUCCUCCUGUCCCAGAAAAGUCCAUUCGGAGGACUGGGAAACCUCAAAACAGGAACCAAUGGCUCCAACUGCACCUUGCAAACAAACAAACCAGCCCUACCUUCCAGGAAAGGCCCAAGCAAUGACAGUGAGCGGCCUGACUGUGGGGGGCGGAGCAGAGACAUGGGAGAGGCACCUCAUGUUGAAGGUGAAGUCCGGCAGCCUCCUGUUGGUAUUGCGGUUGCUGUGGCGCGACAGAGAGAACCGACGUGCCGUCCACCAGACAACCACCCGAGCAGCCGCCAGGGGCGGGCCCACUCUGCUAUGAAAGGUGCUCCACGGUCCAUGUAUCCUUCCGAUUCACCCGGAGAGGAGGAGAGGAAGAGAAUGAGUGGAGAGCACAUUGGUCAUCCAUGCCUGGACAGGGAGCGAGACACAUUUAUCAGUAAGGAAAGGGUAGAAUUUGCACGGAUCCAUCCCUCCAACAGUUGCCAUGGCGACCUCACCUCUCAUAUCAUGGUGCCAGGUGGCAAUUCUCUGCAGUCGGGCCAAUUAGGGGACCCCACUGCACACACCCAUUCCACACAUCACCAUUGGAUGCCACGCACAGGAAGCCCUUCCCUCUGGAUGACAGGCCAUUCCUAUGGUAUCAGCCACACUGCUCUUCACCAGAAUCUUCCCCCGGGUUUCUCUGCAGCCAUGGCUGCUCCACUCCAGCCCGUACUGCCCUUACCCCAGGACCCCUCUGCCCAGUUGGUGGUGUUGCCCAGUGAGCCAGCCUCCCACCCACCCACUCAUCACUUAGAUGUGAUGGAGCAGCCUGGUCUAUGGCCCCCAGUGUACAGGGCCCGAGGGCCACACUCCCACAUGCAGCAUCCUGCUGUGUAUUCUCGCUCCCAGUUUCUACGGCAACAGGAGCUGUAUGCACUCCAACAGCAUCAGCAGCUGCAGCAUCAGCAACAUCCCAGCCAUCAGCAGCCACCUCAGCCACCACAGCAACACAGAGUAGCACACGGCAUAGAGCAGCAGCACAGAAAUAAUCACAACCAGAUGCAGAAGAAGCCAGAGGAGCAGAGUAUGGAGUUGGAGGACAUCUUGUCCGAGCCCCGGACUCCCAAACCUGCCAAGUCUUACGGCUAUGGCGCGUCGAACCAGACCUCUUCGCCACCCAGUGCCUCUGCUGUACACCUGUCGCCCUGCUGCCAGUCGCCCUGCAUGCAUCCUCAUCCGAAAAGCACGGCUUCCACCCCCUGUCCUGCUGCUAGUCCAGCUGCUACCACACCCCAGUCCCCUGCCAUCAGCCCUGCUCCGUCACAACUGCCCAAAGCACUGGAACCCCAGGACAAGAGGGCAGAGGGUCAGCCUCCACAGGACUACCCUCAGUCUAUGGAGCCAGAUCUCCCACCUGAAUACACCUAUCCUGCAAUCACCAUGGGAUAUAGAGGUGGACCCUCCCCUCAGGAUGUACGAUUGGCUGAGCCGGCCGAACUGGAGACUGUUCCAUUGGAGUCUGUUGAGCAUGCACCGACCCCUCUCUCCAGCCUUGGGGAGGGGCUUGAAUGCCAUGCAAUAGUAAGACCCAUCCCAGAGUCCCAGCUGCCAAUGGAAGAAAAGAAUGAGGAAGAUAUAGUGGAAGAACAUGCAGGAGGUGUGUUGGAGCAGAGAGAGGAACCAGACCCAGUGGAGGCUGUGAAUUGCUGUGUGCCUGCAGUGGAGGAGCAAGUGCAGGAGCAGGCCACACUACUCAUAUGCCCUCCUGCUGAAGCUUCAGCCUGUGAAGCAGCACACUGUCCCAUCACUCAAGCAGAAGAACAAGUCCACAAGGAUGACUCUAUAAUGAGCUGCCAGGAGGAGAUGACAGAGGUCAUUCCAGAACAAGAUGAUGAUGGUGUUCCUGAACUGGAAGCUCAAAGAGCCCAGAGAACACCAGAUACAGAGCAUCCAUGUGUUCCAGACAGUCUAGCUGAGCACCAACCAAACAGAACCACUGAGGUAGUGGUGGAAGAAAUAGCAGUGGAAGCUCAGGUGGAGGACUGUGUGCAAAUCCUGUCUGCCCUUCCAUCUCCUGUAGGUGCCACUUCAUGCCCUCAGACCAUUGUGCCAAGCUACUGGAGCCUGGAGCUCCUGAUCGCUGCAGCCUUCUGUGGAGACUGCCCUCCCCCUUCCCCACCCCCUUCCACUCCUCCUCAGGACUGUAGUGGCCAGUUCUACCCCAGCACACAUGGCAUGGAGCUCCUUAGCGAGUUAGCUGACCUGGAGCUCCAACAGAAUCGCCACAGUGCAGGCAACAGUGAAGGAGAAGAGCAGUUAAUUUUCGAUCUCCAGAGCCUAGCUACCUUGGCAGCUGCUCGUGCCCUGGAGUUGGGCUCCAAGGAAAACAGCAUGGCAGAAGCUGAGAAGCAGUAUCCAACCAAGAGGAUCCUCAACCUGCGCCGGAAAUGCAAUUGGACCCCUCGUCAUGAGCCGGUGUGUCCUGUAAAGGGUGCUAUGGAAACUAUGGAUGGUCAAGAGUUGGCCAUGCGGGUGAGGCUAGCAGAGCUGCAACGGCGCUACAAAGAGAAGCAAAAGGAGCUUGCCAAGCUGCAGAGGAAGCACGACCACCAGAAAGAGGAGACUCCUCGAAGUCCUGCGCGCCGCGGCCCUGGCCGACCACGCAAGCGGAAAUCCACCCCAGGCCUAGGGCCUGUGGUCCCCCCUGAACCACAGAAGAAAGUCAAGUCUGCGGGGGCGGUGCUGAGCCUGCUGGCGGACGAGUCGGGAGGAGGAGGAGGAGGAGGAAGUGGCGAUUCGGCGAAGAAGAGGAAGCUGUCAAACCGGGGCUUUGGCCGUCUUGGAGCUGCACAGAUGAAGAUGCAGUGCUGCCAAAAAAGCAGCCUCCACGAACACCAUGUAGGACAGUUGAAACCCAAACCCUCCGGAAACAGGGCCGCCGUUCGUGACCGAGAUAAUUCUGCCUGCAGCUCUGCCGCUGCCCACAUCUACACAUCCCAGAGGAGUCCCAAAACUGAGUCCAGACUGCCCAGCACAGCAGCCAACGAGUCUGAAGGCCAGAGUGACACAGCAGGCAGUGGAGACAGCGGUGCUCAGGACAGCUGGAAGGGCCGUGGGGAGAUGAUGUUGCUGAGAAAGGGUAAGAGGAAGAAUGCGGGAGCUUUAAACCGAGCGUCUGCCCGUCUGCAACAGCCCAGGGCACAGAUCUUGCGGGCCAGGGGACAGGAAGUGAUGGAUGAUGGAGAGACAUCAGCGCUGGAGAGCGAGUCAUCUGAGCAAGAAGAGGAGGAAGAAGAGGGCAGUGAAAACAGCGAUGAAGGACGAACCAUCAAAUCCCAAUCUUCCAGGGAGCUCCCAUCUAGCAACAUUGUCAAAGAUCCCUCCCCUUCCUCUGUCGUUAAACUGGAAGCCAAUCAGAAGGCAAAAAAUAAGAGAGAGCGACAGGAACUCUAUGGCUCGCGGUUUCAUUCUGGUACUGAAGGCGAGGUGAAGGUGAAGAAGAAGGCCCCCUGUAGGCCGGUGCCUGUUACUGCGGCCAAGCCCCCAGGGGUGAGGAGGAGACCAGGUCGACCCAGGCUGCAGGAGAAGCCCUGGACGGGUCACUACCGCAAACCUACAGGCCUCCUGUCCUUCUCCACCACCAGUGAGAGAUUGAGGAGGGCCACACGAAAGAGCUCCAUGCUGCGAGGAGCGGUUAGCAAGAGAAAAAGUUGCUGGUCAGGUGUGGCCCAGUCUCCCCAGAGUGAUGACAAUGACUGCAAAAGGAGGACCAGAUUCAGACAGUCUAAAGGCCGGGCAGUCAGUCGUCUACUUGAGAGCUUUGCGGCAGACGAUGGCUUCCACCUGGGUGAAGACAGCAGCUUUUCUGAUGAAGAUGAGGGGGGCAACUGUUCCUCACACUCCAGGAAUCCUCCGGUUCCUCCAAACUGUGUGCUGACCAAAGAGCUGCUGAUCGAUGGACUCAAGGUUCUCAUCUGUAAAGAGGACGAGCUGUUGUAUGCUGCUCGAGUGAGAACUCUGGAUGUGCCUGACAUCUACAGUAUUGUUAUCGAUGGAGAGAGAGGAAACCGCCCCAGAAUCUACUCCCUGGAGCAGCUCUUGCAGGAAGCGGUUUUGGAUGUGCGUCCUGAAACAGAGGCAGUGCUGACUGAGGGAACGAGAGUCUGUGCCUAUUGGAGCGAGCGCUCACGAUGUCUUUACCCAGGCUACGUCCGCAGGGGUGGCACCAGUGAAGAAGGUAAGCCAGGUGGCGUGAUGGUGGAGUUUGAUGAUGGAGAUCGAGGACGGAUCUCCCUGCACAACAUCCGCCUCCUUCCUCCUGGCUACCAGGUCCAAUGUGCUGAAUUGAGUCCUGUUCUGGUCUCCACUGGUCGAUCAGACAAAGUAUUUUCAGCUCAAGAUGGAAGAAACUCACAAAUUAGUAAAACUUCUGAGAAAACAGCUAGCACGGAGGAAGCCAGAGCCCAGGAGAAACCAGUGAGAAGACCAGGGAGACCUAAAGGUUCGGGGCUGAAGAGGUUUAUCUCAGACAGCGUUGCCAAGAGCUCAACAUCUCCACUUACCUGGCCAUCGGUAGAUGCGCCUAGAAAGAGGGCGCCUGUCAAUCUGUUCCAGCUUAAUGGCUCAGCCCCCAAGAAGGCCUUGAGGAACAAAGAGGCAGACAUGUUUUCUCAUGCUCCAGUCUCCAUGACAACACCAGCCAAAGGUAUCUUCAGUAGCAGCUCCUUCGAGGUGGACUCGUUCAGCAGCAUUGCCAAUGGCUACUCGUCCUUCUGCAGCCAGGCCUCCGGGACACCUCUAGGGGGCAGAAGCAGCCCCUAUGGGCAGAAAAGAAGGUCUGAUGAUUCUGAUGUGCAUCGAGGCAGAAAAAACGAAUUCCUGGUGAAGCUGGAUCAUGAAGGCGUAACAUCUCCCAAGAACAAGAGCAGCAAGGCGCUGCUGUUGCUAGGAGGUUCAGGGUUUGGCUCCAAAAGCAUAGGUGCUCCACCCAGGCCUGAAGCCUAUUCCCACCCUGUCCUGCUGGUGAAGGACAGCAGAAAGGGCAACAGCUCAAGGGCAGAACUCCUUCCCAUCCAGAGAAAGCCCUCCCCAUCUCUGCGAAUGGGUGAAUAUGGAGAUCUAGGCCUAAGUUGCCACAGGGACUGCCACAGCUCUUACUCAGAUGAGGAAGAGGAGGAGGAAGAUCGGAGGAGGAGAAGAGGUGGAGGGUCAUUGUUACCCUCAGCCUCAAGUGGCAUGAGGACAGCUGGUCGCUUCCUCUCACGCCUCUCCGUCUCCUCGUCCUCCUCUGGAUCAUCUAGUUCUUCCAGUUCAGGCUCUCUUUCCAGCUCUAGCCUCUGCUCCUCAGACAAUGACUCCUCCUACAGCUCAGAGGAUGAGGAGAGCUCCACACUACUCCUGCAGAGCUGCCUGACUCCCCACCACUCCCUGCUUCAGCCCCCCAAACCCCCCACGGGACCCCCGCAGCACUCAUUUGUGGCCAAAGCUGUGGCUGUGUCCAAUGCCAAAGGUGGAAAUGCCAAUCACAGUGCUGGCAGCAAGCCCCUGAAGAGAAAAGAAUGCCCUAGUUCACCUUCCAAACCCUCCAAAGACCUGAUCAAGAGGCAAAAGCUGCUGUCUGACCAGGGCAGGCCCAAAGUAUCAUCCUUCCUUCCAGCCAGGCAACUGUGGAGAUGGUCUGGGAGCCCCACCCAGAGACGUGGGCUGAAAGGAAAAGCUCGUAAGCUUUUCUACAAGGCCAUAGUGCGUGGCAGGGACAUGGUGCGGGUAGGAGACUGUGCAGUGUUCCUGUCCGCUGGUCGGCCCCACCUGCCCUACAUUGGCCGCAUCGAAAGCUUCUGGGAGUCCUGGACCAGCAGCAUGGUGGUAAAAGUCAAGUGGUUCUACCAUCCUGAGGAGACCAAACUGGACAAGAGGCACCGUGAUGGCAAGCAUGCCCUGUAUCAGUCGUGCCAUGAAGAUGAGAAUGACGUGCAGACAAUCUCUCAUAAGUGCCAGGUGGUGAGCCGUGAGGAAUACGAGCGCCUCGGUCGUAACAGAAAGCCUGGCAGCAGCCUUCAGGACCUGUACUACCUGGCCGGCACCUACGACCCCACCAGUGGCCAGCUGCUCACUGCAGAUGGGGUGUCCAUCCUCUGCUAGCUCUGGUUCGAGGGUACUACUGAGUCCUGGCCAUGUGGUCCAUCUAGCAGUGGGCUGAGUGUCAAUGAGCAUUUGACAGGAGACCAACCGAAGCAAGAUGGGGUAUAGGAAGGAUCGCAGCUGUGAUUAUUCUGUUUCCAAAAGGACCUGGAGCAUGGUGAGAUGGGAUGCUACGAAGAGCAAACAGCCCACAGUCUCCCAGCCCUGAGCACCUGGUCUCCCAAAGACGAACUGCUACGACAGGCAGUUUGCCCAUGGUCCAGCCUGGGUAAUCGGGGGAUAAGCAUCCUUGAUCUUACAUCUUACGAUUGACUUUUACAAGAACAUACAUUCUAUUUAAGGUCACCAAAGCAGAACUCUUUGUGGGAUUGGAGAAGACGGCUGUCAGGUCGUGAAUUUUGCAGCCAAGUCAGAAACUGAGAUGGAAAUGGUGUGGUGUGCUUGUCACGCACCGUUGUCAUGAUUCCAGGGAUAUUUAAGUACAGAAUAGAUUUAAGUAUAUUAAGUUCAUGUAUAUGUAUAUAUAAGGAAGUAUUUCCUAUCAAGCCAUACACUUCAGUACCUCUUGCCUGUCUUCUUGUUCAGGUGUAUAGUGUACAGGUUGCUCGUGUGAUCGGUUCCUUUCGUUGUUUAUUUUUUGUCGUUGUUGUUUAUAUGUAUAUACAAAAGUUAUUUUAUAUGCGUGAUGUACAGUACAUAUGAGGCUUAUCGUCCCAUGCUUCGAUUGAUUUAUUUUUCUAUGAGCGAUAAAUAUCAACAGGAGAGAUGAACUGAACAUGUAUGCGUUGCACUGCACAUUGCCUGCUGAGACAGAAAGAGAAGAGGCUAUAUGAAUUUCAGUCAUUGUUAAUGGCUGAAUCCUGGGCAUUUAUUGUUUUUUUUUUUUUGUUGUUGUUGUUGUUUUGUUUUGCUCUGUUAAUUUCUUUAUUUUUUUAUGGGUUUUUCUCCCCAAUUCAGAAAGUUUUAAUAUAAAAGGAAGGAUAAAAUUAAUUUCUGAAAACGUCCUUCUGAAUUAUUUAAAUCACCAAUGGAAGAUGGAAAAGGAAAAUAUAGGGGAACCGAUUAUGGAAGUUAGGGGGACUGCAAAGGUAUAUAAUACCUGAAAAAACAAUGUAAUGCACACCCUUCUGCAAUCGACUUGUUUCUUAAUGUCUUGCACUGCUUAUGUCCUGUUUUGCUCGUUGACAAUGUUUUUCAACUGUCUACCCAUCAGUCAGUGGUUGCUGUCUAUUGACGGAGUCUUGCCAAGGCCAGGACAUUGAGAAAUGAAGAAAUAGCAAUGCGCCAAGCACAGCGACAGCUACAAGAGCCUUCGGAGGUGUUUGUGUGUUACUACAUGCUAGCUUGUAGUCUUUAGGGACAAUCAUGUUCAAUAGAGCGCAAGCAUAGACUGUUUGACAGGCUCACGCAAUCACAAGAUCCCUUGUUCACUUUCUUUUUGUGCCAAAAACAUCUUGUCGUUUUGAUUAUGCAAUCUUCACUGUAUUCUGUGAGUGUUAUUAUUAUUUGUGUUAUUUUUAUCAUCUUAUUUAUUGUCAGUGUUGCUGUUUUAUCCCAAAAAAAUAACAAAAAAAACACUAGGUUUGAAUGAAAAUGUGAUGGCGCUUAUUUCUGUUUGUGCUAAUCAUAGUCUGUUCGACCCCGCGUGCAGUGGUCUAGCAGAGGGUGCUUGUACAGAGAGAUAAGAACACUGGACUUGUGUGCUGGUAUGGUAUGUGCCUUGAAGUAUAGUUAGACCCUCACCUUCUGGCCCCUAUUAACAACUUCUGUGGUCCUGCAGGUGAAGUGACAUCAUUCGCUGACCCCUUCACUCUCUCACCAUUUACCCUUUUCCUCUGUGCUUUACAAAUGGACAUUCGAAACAUCCUUCUCACGAUUAUGCAGCCUAUUCAUUCUACUCCCACAGAAAAAGCAGAAAGAAAAGACAGGCUCUUUUCAAGAGGUUGCAGGUCAUGAAUCUGGAAUUUAAAGUAAUGGUUUGGUGAAAAAAAAUUAAUCUCUGACUUAAAUCACAAAAAUGUCCACUUACGCCAGAUGCAGUCUGUCAGGCAAGACAUUAGGUGUCCAAAUUUUACUUGUUUAGUUUAGAGCUGAAGCUACGAGACUGUUGUUGCUAACAAACACUAGAAGUCAAUAGUCACCCAAAUCUUUUCUGUGAAAACAUCCCCAAAACAUCUCUCGACCUACUCAAACCACGUCAAGGUGAGGUCACUGAGGUCACGCAGACUUGAUGUUGAUGUUGUUUAGGGUACAGUAUGACUCUUAACAAUAAAAAUUAACACAAAAACCUCAGUGUCACUGAUCAGUGUGGUCAGUCAGUUUAAACAACUGGAGCCGUAUUAUAGCAACAGCUUAACUCUGAAAUCUCAUGUGUUUAGUUUCCAUGACAACUUCAGUUAGGACAGAAUAACAGUUCCAAACUUCAUAAUCUUUUUCUACCUCCAUAUAAGAAAAGAAUACUACAGAAGCAUCCUAUCCAUACAUUUCCUAAAUACUGUUCUGACUUCAGGACAACCUCGGUCGUGUUCUUCUUUAUUAUUCUGCAUAUACCGUCUUCACCAUUUUAUUGAAAAGAGAAUUGUUAGUGUGUAGCUAACACAUGGCUUGCAUGCCAGAUAAAGCUUUUGUAAAUGGAAACUGGGGCAGUCUACCAGUUUCAGUACACUUUAGGUUUAUUUUGACCUACAGUAGCUAGCUAACUAAUGUCUUUUUUUAUAUGAUUUUAAAUUGUAUUUACAUUUCUGCUGUUCAGCUAUCGUAGAUCGCUACAUAACAGUCAUACAUGAUUUUUGACUGUGACUGAAUAGCUGAAGAUUUCCUGACUUCAAUUUGUGAAAAAGACUUUGUCAUCUUAACUUGGGAUUAAAGAUAGUUUCUGUAAUAUGGCUGCUCCUGCUCAAAAUGGCUGCUUGCUGUGUUUAGGUAGACAGUGAAGUUUUGUUCAAUUUUAUAGUUCACAGUAAGUCAUCUUCUGUUCUAAACCACGUCAAGAUAUCUGAGAGACCAAUAAAGACCUGGACGUGAUUUGAACAGAUUGAGAGAAGUUUUGGGGCUGUAUUUAUGGAAAAAAUUUGAAUGACUGUUUACUUAGUGUUAGCAACGUUAGCCUCGAAGCUCCAGCGCCAGACCAUAGAAGAAACAUUUGAACACCAGACAUGUCUUGGCUGAUCAUUGUGUAAAACCAAUUUUUCGCUGAACUUUUUCAUUAAUUGGACCAUUAAUUUUCACAAACUAGCAGUAAGAUUCCACAUUACGUAAAUAAGUUUGAACUUGACGCAAGGCUCAUAAGUUAUUUAUAAAACUCUGUGUGGAACACAUAAAAUCUUGAAUUUAUAAGAUAAGUGUGUGCGCAUGUGUGUAUGUUCUCGUCACAACUUUGCCUUUUGUUUUACUGUCUUGAUAAAGGAGGGCACUGGAUUGAGUAAAAUGAAUGUACUUAGUAGAGGUUAAGCAGGAAUAUCCUCUGAAGAUCUGUCUAAAAGGCACAAACUUCUGACCUUUUAUCAUGAACUCAAGGUUCUAUUGAUUACAGUCUCUCGUGAAGCUAAUAAAAAGCAAAAAAAACUUGAUUAUUGCUCUAUACAGAAGGUCAGUGUGUCUCUUGUUUUUAAAGAACAAAAAUUAGAGAUGCUGAAAUUGGCUUGCCUGAGAGGUCGGUCAGCUGACAUAAUUUAAUUAUUUAAGAGCAAGUCACUUGCCCAUGGCAAAAGUGCAAUACUACUUUGACUAACAUUUGAAUGGCGUACAGCAAUUGUGGCGCUUCGAGCAAAGGCUGAUGGGUGACAGGAACAGGGAAGACGCAGGAACGUCUGUCCUACAAAGCCGCUUUCUUUACAUUUCUGUUUCGAUUUGUACAUGGGAAAAGACAUCAAAUCUGUACCUAAUGUUCUGCCUGUCAUUGCGUUUCUUUGUUAAUAUGGAGAUGUUUUUAAAGCGUAAUUAAGUAUUUUCUUUAUGGUCGUUCAUUUUGUCAGCGUUUUUAGUUUUUGCUUUGUUUUCUUUCUCUGUGAUAAAUUGUUGUAAAGAUUGUAAAUGUGUAAAGUAAGGUCUGGUUUUGGGGGUAAACAUUUUACAAAAGAACACUUUAUGAGUAUCAAACUGUAAACGUGCUUUAGUAUUAAGAUUUUUUUAUAGAGGGCCUAUGAAUAAAUAUCACACUCAAAGAUC